AUGUCAAAUUUAAAUAAAUUAUUAAAAAAUCAAUGUGAAAAAAGACUACAAAAAGAUUUUGGUACAACUGUACAAAAUCCAUUAGGUGGUUCUGGUAUUAUUCCAUUUAUAAGUAAUACAUCAACAAAUGCUUAUGAUGAAACAACACAAUGUUUACCAACAUUACGUUUUCUAAGACAAAUGGUUCAAAUAUGGUUACAAAAUGUUCAUUCAUAUAGAAAUAUAUUUGCUGAUAUGCAAUUAAGUCAUUUCUAUCGUUGGUUACAAUCAACAAGAAGUCUUCUUUAUGAAUCAAUACUUGAACGUACAAUACAAGAAUUUAUGAGAAAAUUACUUAUACAAUUAUUGAAUUACAACGUAUUAGUAGUACGAUAA
Molecule: messenger RNA, 375 nt
Organism: Rotaria sordida
Lineage: Eukaryota; Metazoa; Rotifera; Eurotatoria; Philodinida; Philodinidae
Source: the annotation of a GenBank genome assembly